This is a messenger RNA of Paramecium tetraurelia, 2808 nucleotides long. RefSeq lists its product as uncharacterized. Gene Ontology annotation, cellular component: Set1C/COMPASS complex. The transcript has 6 exons. Lineage: Eukaryota; Ciliophora; Oligohymenophorea; Peniculida; Parameciidae. The record is from RefSeq and is a predicted model, not a curated record.
AUGGGGAUAACAGAAUUUGAUUUGCAACCUCUUAAAUAAAUCAAAGUGCCAGCUGAGUAUGAGAACGAUGUAUAAUUUUACACUGAAGCAAUAAUGAAGCAGCAUGAAAAAAAGAGACAAAGAUUAUUAAUCGAAUACAAUGAAUUAUUAAAUUUCAAAUAAGUUGAAAGCCCUAAAGACCCAAAAUCUACUGUUUAAUUUGAGAAAUAAUUGGAUGUUGAGAAUUCUAAAAUAAACGAAAAGUUGAUUAAGGUAAAAAAGAUAUCUUAAGAGCUACGUGAACAAUAAUUGUUAUUAUACUCUCAAAAAGAAUAAUUAAUAGAAUCUCGUCGAAAAUAAAUUAGUAGUGAAAGAGAGUUUAGAGCAUACCAAAAAGAAAUUUUAGAAACAUCUCGAAUGGAAUAAGUUUAUCGAAAUAGAGCGAAGAUAUAAAGAUUGGAAUAAGACAAAUAACAAAAGCGCAAAAUGAGUUAUGAUGCCAGAUUAUAAAAGCUAAAAUCUAGGCUUUACGAAACUAUUGCUCGACAUUAAAAAAGUGUUGAGGAUAGAAAAUUAUAAGAUAAGGAAAGGCUAAGAAAACUAGAAGAAAGUUUAGAAAAAGCCAAUUCAAAGAAAUCCUCAAAUAUCAUAGAAAUAAAAAGAAAAGGUUUGCUUGAAAAACUAAAACUUGAAGAUGUACUUUUUAAUAGAGAAAGAUAAUGGCAUGCAAAAUAAAGUCGAUUGCUGGAAAAGCUGCAAAUAAAAACUGAGGUAGUGAGACUUAAUUAGAGUGAACCUAAAAAAAAGCCAUAUCCCUUUCCAAAAUUUCUCUCUCACAAGGAUCAAAGAAAAGAAAAUUCUAUUUAUAUAACUCGUUUUGCCUCUGAAAUUGUAGAUUCAAGACUAAACUACUAGAGUUGUGCUCGGCCUAAGACAAAGUACAAACAGAUUAAUUUGUUAAAACUAAUUAUUUGUUUUUAUAUAACUGAUAUGGAUUAUCUCACAUAAGAUGAAGUAGGAGGUAUUGUUGCCAAAGGUCUAGCAGCUCUUUAUUUAGAAAGGCCUUAAUUUCCUAUUGAUUAUCUUGCCAAAUGGCUUCUCACUUACUCAGAAUUGCUUAAGAAAUAAAAGACAAGAGAAGAUAGAUAACAUGUGAAAGAAACAAAGAUUAAGGAAUUUAAAGUUCUAACGGAACAAUUAGCAUAUCUAUAAGAAGAGAGCCUAAGGCUUGAAAAUUAGUAAAAGGAGAAACAUGAAUAAUUUUUGGAAUCAAUUAAAUAGGCAAAAUAUCAUGAUGAAUUCUUAGGUGAUGUAUUUUGCGAUUAUGUGGCAAAGCGAUUUAGAGUGAAUUCUUAUGUUUGCGAACUUGAUUUUCCAAAAAAGGAGAUUGAUUUAAAUUAGGAAGAUGAUGAAAAUGCUCACAUCAAUUUAGAAGGAACAAAGCUGUUGACUUAUAUUUAUGCUGAUCAAAAUUCUAAAUUCCUCAUAGGUUAAAAUUUGCUCCCAGAAACAGGAGUUACAUAUGAUGCAUUGAAAGAGCCAUAACCAGACGAAAAUGGUGAAGUCAUUUAAACUAAUAUCAUCUAUGUACAAAAUGUUGUCAAAGAGCCUAGAAUUGUAUUUCAUAAAUGGCCUAAAUUGGGUGCUUAUUAUGCAAUUCCCCUUACCUAUUAGAGUUGUCUAUAUGAACAAUCAUUUGAUUAGGGUAUCGAAUAGAGACAACAAUAUUUAAUACUUAAAGAGAAUUAAGACAAGGAAAGAUCAACAAAAGAAGCAGAAUUCGAGGAAAGACUUGAAUCUGAAGAUCCAGCAAUUAUUGAAUAGGAGAAAUAAGCGUAUUUAGCUAGUUUAGAACCCCUUUUAGAACCUUCAUUUGCCUAAUAAAAAAAGGAGUAUGUCUUUUGUAUAGAUACUCUGGGUCAGGAUAGAGAAAUACCUGAAAAUCAUAGACAAGAAAUUUUUGAUUUAGUUAAUUUGUUAAUUAAACAAUGGGAACUUUAAGAAAUUUAAUCAAUGAAGGCUGACGUCGAAUUACAAUUGCUCUAUUAAUCUAAUUUGGGAGCUCCAUUCAAAGAAGUAUUAGAAAAUUGGACUAUUGAGGAAGAAUAAUAUAUUGAUAGUCACUCAGAGAAAUUAGCAGAAUUAAAAGAAAAUGAAAAAUUAUUAGCGUAUGAGACUGAUUGUUUGAGAUUGGAAAGAUUAAGGGAGAAGUUAAGUGAUAAGGAAUUUAUUUAACCUCUGUUAAAUCUUAGUAAUUGUAGGAUUAUAAAGUUCAAUACAAUCAUCUAAGCAGGUCUAUAUUUGAUUGGAGCUAAUAAAUCAGAUAUUAAUUUGCCAGAUAAUAAUAGAUUAAAUAUAAGAAAGCUGGUUCUUGACGAGAAUCUUAUUUAAUCGAUAGUGGCCUAUAACCAUAAAGGACCUAAACCAGAACCUUAAUACAAGUGGUGUUAUGUUGAUCGAGUUUAGAAAAGAGUUGAAAAAAUCGAAUAAGAAUAAGUAGAUGCUUACAAUUUAAUUUUGGGAAGAUUGCUUAAAUUUUUAUAGUUGACAUGUAGACUAAGAAAACUUGAUAUCGAAAUCAGAAGAGAAAAUAUUGCUAAUAAAAGAAAACAAAUUGAAUAAUUGAAAGAAGAGGCCUAAAAAUUGCUAGAACAAAAAGAGUUAGCAUUAAGAGAACAUAAAGAAUAGUUAACUCCUGAAGAUUUAGAAGAAUUUAAUUAAGAAGAGUGGGAUGCUAAUUUUGACAGUGAGCAUCCAAUGCCAGAAAUACCAGAGAAUCCAGUUGACGAAAUUGAUGAUGAUUGUAUAAUGGAGCCACCUCCGCAAUGA